GCCUCGGCCGCGGCUCCCGAGCGGAGGCUGCCGUCGCCCUCGGCCGUCUCCGGCCUUUCCCGCCCUUCGCCCCGCCGGCCGCCGGCCGCCGGCGCCUGGCUUCGACGCGGGGUCGCGAAGAUGGAGGUGCCGCGCCUGGACCAUGCCCUCAGCAGCCCCAGCAGCCCGUGUGAGGAGAUCAAGAACCUCAGUCUGGAGGCCAUCCAGCUGUGCGACCGCGAUGGUAACAAAUCCCAAGACAGUGGUAUAGCGGAGAUGGAAGAACUCCCUGUCCCACAUAACAUCAAAAUAAGUAACAUCACAUGUGACUCCUUCAAGAUCUCAUGGGAGAUGGACUCGAAGUCAAAGGACCGCAUUACACACUAUUUCAUUGACCUCAACAAGAAAGAGAACAAGAACUCUAAUAAAUUUAAACACAAGGAUGUUCCAACAAAAUUGGUGGCAAAAGCUGUUCCCUUGCCAAUGACUGUUCGUGGACACUGGUUUCUGAGCCCAAGGACUGAGUAUACAGUAGCGGUGCAGACUGCCUCAAAACAAGUUGAUGGUGAUUAUGUUGUAUCUGAAUGGAGUGAAAUUAUAGAGUUCUGUACAGCAGAUUACUCAAAAGUUCAUCUAACACAGCUGCUGGAGAAGGCCGACGUGAUUGCAGGACGCAUGCUUAAGUUCUCUGUUUUCUACCGGAACCAGCACAAAGAGUAUUUUGACUAUGUUAGAGAACACCAUGGAGAUGCUAUGCAGCCUUCUGUAAAGGAUAACAGUGGCAGCCAUGGCUCACCCAUCAGUGGAAAAUUAGAAGGCAUCUUCUUCAGCUGCAGCACUGAGUUCAAUACAGGGAAGCCACCCCAGGAUUCACCGUAUGGAAGAUACAGGUUUGAGAUUGCAGCAGAAAAACUUUUCAACCCCAAUACUAACUUAUACUUUGGGGACUUCUACUGUAUGUACACUGCUUAUCAUUAUGUGAUUCUUGUCAUUGCCCCUGUGGGAUCACCAGGAGAUGAAUUCUGUAAGCAGCGCCUUCCUCAACUAAAUUCCAAGGAUAAUAAGUUUCUGACCUGUACAGAAGAAGAUGGGGUGCUGGUGUACCACCACGCCCAGGAUGUCAUUUUAGAAGUCAUUUACACUGACCCUGUGGCUCUUUCUCUGGGCACCGUGGCAGAAAUCACUGGUCAUCAGCUCAUGAGUUUGUCUACUGCAAAUGCAAAGAAAGACCCCAGCUGCAAAACCUGUAACAUCAGUGUCGGACGUUAACGCCACUUUCGUACUCCCCCUCCCCCGUCUUCCCAUAGGAGCACUGCCCUCUGUUGUCCAUUUUCAUCAUCAGAUGUUCCCACUGAAGCAUGCAUAUGCCGCUGUCACCAAAAGCAAACUACCAUUCAGAGCCUUCCCGUGUCUCCUCUUGCCCACCCUGUCCACCACUUCCAGUGAUGUCCCCAAGUUGUCCUGACACUUUGUUUGCCUAGAUGCUGCAAUGCUUUUAUGUUUCCUUUAUGCCAAACAUAACAAGACAGUUAUAUAGACCGCUUUAGCAAAGUACAAAAUAAUGGCUUCUAAAUGGUGUUUAAAUAUGCAUCCAUUUUAAUCUACUGAAUAAAUAUUGGGAUAACGCCAAACCGCAUGAAAGGGUGUAAUUGCAGCAUGAGUUAAAUCUUAAAGCCUAGAAUCGUCAGCACUUCCACCUUGUUGUUUGACAGUGUUAUUUAUGUUAUUUAUAUUAGCUAACAGGAAACAGUUACUGUGCUUCAACAUAAUAAAUAUAAUAGAAAAAUA
Molecule: messenger RNA, 1767 nt
Organism: Peromyscus eremicus (cactus mouse)
Lineage: Eukaryota; Metazoa; Chordata; Mammalia; Rodentia; Cricetidae
Gene: Phyhipl
Product: phytanoyl-CoA 2-hydroxylase interacting protein like
Exons: 5
Coding region: 121-1248 (375 amino acids)
Cellular component (GO): cytoplasm
Molecular function (GO): protein binding
Source: RefSeq, a predicted model, not a curated record